Messenger RNA from Parathielavia appendiculata, 971 nucleotides. RefSeq lists its product as uncharacterized. Lineage: Eukaryota; Fungi; Ascomycota; Sordariomycetes; Sordariales; Chaetomiaceae. The record is from RefSeq and is a predicted model, not a curated record. Bases 176 to 742 code for a protein of 188 amino acids. The transcript has a single exon.
CCGCCGGCGGACGAACGGAAAAGGUGGCUGGCUGAGGCACGCAAGCUGUAGCAAGGGAACCGAACAUGGCCGGUUGUCAAAGAGAGCGCGAAAUUAUGCAACAUAAGACACAAUAACGGAACGCUUGUAACUGAAUUGUAGGCUAGUAGGUACUCUCAAAGGAAGACAGAGUCGGAUGUGGGACGCUCAGAGUUCCCGACGCGCCGGAAUGGAACACCGUCUGUCGUCUAUGACAUUCGACACUAACAAAAAGCACCAAGGCCACGAAAUUGCGUACUCCAUCAGACGAUAUGGCACUGGUACUUGCAUGAAUCGAGAGGUAGAUGAGCUUGGACAUAGCUUGCAAUCGGGGAGGUUGAGGACGACGGGCACUGCGGCGCUGGUGAUGAACAAGGCCGGGCGAAAUGCGUCGGCGCUGCGACCAAGGCUGCGUGGCACUAGGUUUGCAGCAGGUGCGGGAAAUUGCAUACACGGAUUACACGUUCUGCGUUCGCUGGACCUUCGCUACAGAGAUCAUCCGACAAGCUCUUCAUGGGCCAUAUUGCAUGGUAAGUGCAUAGCCAUAGCGUCUUGUGCAUGUGGGAACCCCGAUUCAGUUAAGGUGCAUCCUCGAGUUACUGCACAGGGACUGCGGCUCAGUCACAACAAGUUCCCCUCUUCGUUAGCGCCUUCGCCCGGGCUGCCAACUAUGGAGCCCCGAAAACCCCGGCCGGACAGUGGAGCGUUUCUUCUUGUUGCCUGAAGCUCCCGUCCGGCGUCCCGGACCCAUCCAGGGUGGGGUUGAGAUCGAGGGAAACUUUUUCUGUCUCUGAAGCACAUGCCUCUCACAGAUUCCCCUAUUUUGCGUCAAGUUCCGACUCGAAGAUCUUCUGCGUUUCUAUAUACUGCUGAUUUGAGUCGAUAGCCAACAGUUUUCGCCAGUUCACCCCCUCUAACCUCGAGGGUUUGUCUCACAAGGAAGACUCGCAUCC